UGAAGGAGGAGUCUGUGCUGAGGCGGUGGUUUUCCACAUCUUGUAGAAAUGUUUCCCUGACAGGAACCUUCCGCCUGCAGAGUUAGAGGUUCCCUUCCCCUUUUUGCCCUGCCCGCUCCUUUGCCAAGAGCACUGAACAGGAAGAAGUGUUUGUUUGAAGAUGCUGCUAGCACAGUGAAGUUGUGAACAAGGACGGUACCCAUUGCCUGAUCAGGAGCAUAUGCUCAGGAGACAAGGAACUCUGCUCACCGCACAAUCAUCAGCCUUCUGAAAAGACUCCUAUCUGUGUGCCAGCCCAGAAAGACCUCAGGUCCCUGAAUCCCCAUCAUCAUGAACUGGAACAUGAUCAUCUCAGUGCUUAUUAUAGUAGUUAUCAAAGUUGUUGGAAUGACCUUAUUUCUGCUGUAUUUCCCACAGGUUUUUGACAAAAGUAAUGAUGGCUUCAUCCCCACGGAGAGCUACGGAACCACUAAUGUGCAGAAUGUCUCACAGAUCUUUGGGGAAAAUAACGAAAGCGUCAUGCCUACAAGGAACUAUGAGACAGUCUCGCCAAUCUGUCCCAAAGACUGGGAUUUUCAUCAAGGGAGAUGCUUCUUCUUCUCCACCUCUGAAUCAUCUUGGGAAAACAGCAGGGAUGACUGUGCAUCAAAAGAAUCCACACUGGCAAUUGUCAACACACCAGAGAUACUGAAGUAUCUUCAGGACAUAGCUGGUGCCGAGAAGUACUUUGUUGGUUUGAGACGUCAGCCUGGAGAAAGAGAGUGGCGUUGGAUCAACAACUCUGCCUUCAAUGGCAAUGUGACGAAUGAGAAUCAGAACUUCCACUGUGUCACUAUAGGCCUGACAAAGACAUUUGAUGCUGCAUCAUGUGACAUCAGCUAUCGCUGGAUCUGUGAGAAGACUCCCAAAUGAUCGUGGGUCUCUACAACAAGAGCAAAUAUAUAUCUACAAAGCCAACACAAGAAAUCAGUUGCAACUGAAACUAGUUCAGAAAAUACGGAACAUCAAAGACUGUGCCCCUCUUCCACAGGUUGCUGAGGAGCUUCCCAGUAAAUCCUCAGGGUCAAUAUGUUAUUCCUUUUACAAACAUCUUCACACAACAGGAAAAUUCCUGUCCUUCUCCAGGCAUUCCCCAAGACCACACUUCCUGUGAGAGGGGACUGGAUUCUAGUGCUCUCCAGUAGACAGGGCCAGUUUUCUGGAGAUGAAAUUGAUAUGGAAAUGAAAUCUGUUCUUGUAGAGUUGAGCAUUUUGACUGAUCAAUGGGCUUUUGCCUGAAGACAGGAUCUAUUUCAUCCUUAGAGUACAUGCCCAUAUUAUUGAGAAGAAACUGCCAAUGGAAUAGAGAUGAGCACUGUUAGAAGGUGGCAUGGGUAAAAGAUAAACUCAGUUUCAUGACCUCCCCUAUUCCCAAAAGGUUUCCAUUCCCAUACUCCUCCCUAGAAGCUAAGGAGGAACAGGCCUUCCUCAGUCUGAACUGAGAGCAAGGCUCUUGGGAGGACCUCUACAGCUCAACGUGGAGCUGAGAGAACAUUGUGGGAAUGCAGAAGGGUUUGUAUAGGACAGAGAAAAGAGGAGGGGAAGGAAAGGGAGAGGAAGAGGAGAGAAGGAGGGAGGAAGAGAGAAGAAAGGAGG
This is a messenger RNA of Peromyscus leucopus (white-footed mouse), 1635 nucleotides long. RefSeq names its product C-type lectin domain containing 5A (gene Clec5a). Lineage: Eukaryota; Metazoa; Chordata; Mammalia; Rodentia; Cricetidae. The record is from RefSeq and is a predicted model, not a curated record. The transcript is spliced from 7 exons. Bases 331 to 912 code for a protein of 193 amino acids. Gene Ontology annotation, biological process: innate immune response. Gene Ontology annotation, molecular function: virus receptor activity.